Messenger RNA from Artibeus jamaicensis (Jamaican fruit-eating bat), 846 nucleotides. Its product is annotated as COMM domain-containing protein 9-like. The record is from RefSeq and is a predicted model, not a curated record. Lineage: Eukaryota; Metazoa; Chordata; Mammalia; Chiroptera; Phyllostomidae.
AUGCCUGCACUGACUGCAGAAACCUUUGCAGCACUCCAGAGUCUGCUGAAGGCUUCCUCCAAAGAUGCUGUCAGACAGUUAUGCCAAGAGAGCUUCUCCAGUUCAGUCCUUGACUUGAAAAAUCUCUUGGAUAUCACAUGUUCCAGCUUGUCUGUGACCAAGGAGGAGUCAGAGCAACUGCUCCAGGCUCUGCACCACCUCACCAGGCUGGCAGCGUUUAGUGACCUGACCUUCGCCAAGACAAUUCUGGCUCUCUUUCCUGAAAACUUCCACCAGGACCUCAAAAAUCUGCUGACAAAAGUCAUCCUGGAACACAUAUCUGCUUGGAGACCUGAAACCCAAGCGAAGCUGAUCUUUCAGCCAUGCCUGGUCAACCUGGACUGGAGAGUGGACAUCAAAACAGCCUACAGCAUCAGCCACAUGAUUGUCCCCACCUGCCUGCUCCAGAUGAAGAUUCAAGAAGAUCCCAGUCUAUUCAAGGACAAACCCUUCGUCUCAGCUGUCACCACAGAGCUAAGUAAGGAAAUGCUGGACACUAUGUUGGACGGGCUGGGUUGCACCCUAGACCAGCUUUCUGCUAUGGCCAACAAAUGGCCCAGGCCAGCUACUAGUCCCAGCUGCUGUCAGCAGUGGAGUGCCUCAAGACACCUGGAAGGCUUCCCUGGUUUCAGCAGCUGCAGCAGAAAGCUGGUGCCAACAGCUGACAGGAUGGUGGGGACAGAAUGCGCCUGCCAUCCGGAAGGCGCAGUUGCAUUGGGAAGAAGCAACCAUGCCCCCACACUGUUCUUCUCACUCAUCUUCUCUGUCCUCUUUCCAGUGCUGUUGAGCAGAAGCCUCCAUCUUUGA